Messenger RNA from Homalodisca vitripennis (glassy-winged sharpshooter), 1127 nucleotides. It is a transcript of the gene Uqcc1, whose product is annotated as ubiquinol-cytochrome-c reductase complex assembly factor 1. Lineage: Eukaryota; Metazoa; Arthropoda; Insecta; Hemiptera; Cicadellidae. The transcript is spliced from 6 exons. The record is from RefSeq and is a predicted model, not a curated record. Gene Ontology annotation, cellular component: mitochondrion. Bases 280 to 1026 code for a protein of 248 amino acids. Gene Ontology annotation, biological process: mitochondrial respiratory chain complex III assembly.
CUGCAAUAUAGUUUCUGAUUGGAUAAUGCUGAAAGUGGAAAGAAGAAUAAUAAGUUAUAAGAAAGUAAAGGUUAUGGAAGAUCACCCCACUAAAUAUAAAAAAUAAGCAUACUUAACGUAUGACAAACUUCCCUCCUUGAGUGAAAGUGGUAGGGGUAACUAUCAGUCAGUCACUACAGUAUAGUGAAUUUGAGAGUGAAUACAGUAUUGUCAGAGUAAGGUUAUGAUGUAACAAGAAGGUUAAACUGUCAGUACACUUAACAUUUUAAAAAUUUCAAAAUGAACUCUCAUUUAUCGGUCAUAUUUUACAAGGCUGUGGAAAUGGGUAUGCAUCGAACAUUGUGUUUGACCCAGCUGCCAAGAAUACAAAGCAUAUUAUAUCCUAUUCAACAUAGGCAUAUUUGUUUAUCACAGUCCCACCAAGGCGCUGCUGCCCCAAAAUCAACUGCAUUAGAUGGCAAUAUUUUUGGGAGAACGUUGAAAAAAAUAAAGUUUUACACUGUAGGAAAAGUGAAGUUGAAAGUCCUUGGAUAUUACCUUUACGAGUGUGUAGCUGAUAAAGUCCCAUACACAUGGUUUUUCAAAGAAAUGUCACUCCCAGAUACGUUCAACUCUUGGUUCCUUGUGACUGAACUCCACAUUUGGAUGUUGAUGGUCAAAGCUAUGGAGCUAGGAGAUGAUGGACGUUUCAUCAGAAAUUUCAUUGUAGAAGCAAUGUGGGCUGAUGUGGCGAUGAAGAGUAAAAAGCUUGGUGCUGAGAAUUACUCUUUGGCUCGAGCCCAGACCAAGAUCCUUGGAGACCAGUUUCAAGCAGCUCUGAUUACAUAUGAUGAGGGACUGCUGUGUAAUGACAAGGUAUUGGCCUCGGCCCUUUGGAGAAGGUUCUUUGAAAAAAACUGCAAUGACCCAAGAAAUCUUGAAACCAUGGUUAAAUACGUCCGAAUGCAGAUUAAAUAUCUGGAUAACAUGACAGAAGAAGAUUUUAGAAAACGUAAUAUAAAGUGGCAGUCUAUAGAAAAGACGUAAAUUUGCUGGUUUGUAUUUGCCAAAUAUUUGUUGUGUACAAUUUGUAUAUUUGUGUAGCAUUAAAUAGAUUUUAUGUAGCAAAUAAAAAUGAGUGUGGUUUA